AUGUUCCCGGUCUUCUACGUCUGUGGUGUCAGCAUCGUCUUCGAGCUGGUCAAGGCCUUCACCAUCGAAGUCUUCAUGUCUCUGAAGCAGCGGUGGAAUCAGCUGCAGAAGAACGAGGGAAUGCACGGCAGUGCUACUGAAGACCUCGGCCUCGACAUGGAUAGCUUCACUAAG
This is a messenger RNA of Symbiodinium necroappetens, 174 nucleotides long. The record is from the annotation of a GenBank genome assembly. NCBI's taxonomy places the organism in Eukaryota, Dinophyceae, Suessiales, Symbiodiniaceae.